AUGUAUAGCUCCUUAAUAUUACUUGGACUCUUUCUAUCCAGUCUUCAUGCACGCCCUAUCUUAAACUCAGAGAGGUCGGCAACCAGAGCGUUCAAAUCGUGUGCAGGUAUAUGCCAAAAGGAGAAGCCUUUGCUCAAUGAUGAAGAGGAAUAUGGCUGGCUGGGUGUGGGGAAACCACUGGAAUAUUUGGAAUCUAAGCCAUUGUUAACAACACCGAUCGAAGUUAGUGAACUGGAACAUUAUGUUCCCAAUCUUACUCAAGAGCAAAACAUUGCUAGAUGGGCAUUAAGACAAGCAACAGCAGAACAAGUUGCACGGCUAGCCCUUAUGGGGCAAAGUAGUGAAGCCUUUACAGCACUCAUCUGGUUAAUCGGAAUCGCCGAAGGUAAGCCCCAAAAAUGGAUUUCAAGGGCAAAUAAAUGGGCCAAUUAUAGGGGUAAAUUACCAGAAGGUCUGGAAAGAGUUGCAAGUUUUAAUCAAAAUUUCGAGAAUGAUUACCAGUGGAUGGCAAAUAGCCGUGGAAAGCGUUUUGCAAGGCCAGAAGAUUCCGAUGUGACAGCCAUGGCUAUCUAUUUGGGUUCUGCCUUUUUUUCAGAAGGGCAAGAGAUGCCGAAUGAGAAACAUUACUAUAACAUAGCCCUAAUCGAGCGUAAAGCGUCACUUUGGUCAUCAUUCAAGUAA
This is a messenger RNA of Melampsora larici-populina 98AG31, 681 nucleotides long. RefSeq lists its product as uncharacterized. NCBI's taxonomy places the organism in Eukaryota, Fungi, Basidiomycota, Pucciniomycetes, Pucciniales, Melampsoraceae. The record is from RefSeq and is a predicted model, not a curated record. The coding region runs from base 1 to 681 and encodes 226 amino acids. The transcript is spliced from 3 exons.